Molecule: messenger RNA, 11525 nt
Organism: Pecten maximus
Lineage: Eukaryota; Metazoa; Mollusca; Bivalvia; Pectinida; Pectinidae
Product: serine/threonine-protein kinase WNK-like
Exons: 16
Coding region: 823-7377 (2184 amino acids)
Biological process (GO): protein phosphorylation; positive regulation of potassium ion import across plasma membrane; monoatomic ion homeostasis
Cellular component (GO): cytoplasm
Molecular function (GO): potassium channel inhibitor activity; ATP binding; protein serine/threonine kinase activity
Source: RefSeq, a predicted model, not a curated record
GUGACGAGAUAAAUCGCCAUUACGAGAUUGGCUCAUGGAUUUGUGUGUCAUUUGUGUUGGUAAGAAUGUUCCUGUGUUCAAUAUGGAUAUGUGAUCGUUACAAAAGCUAGUCUGUUCGCAGACUAUUCCAGUUAGGGUUUUAGUACCCUCUGAAGGACGGAAUUUAAAAUUGUGGUGAGGACUAGAAAGGAUAUGUCUUGCUCAAUCUCGGCCUCUUGUGUUCCUUCACCAUGUUUACCGAGCAUAUUGAAAGGAAUGAUAAAACUAUGUCAGAUAUGACGGACUUGGGAUCAGUCACAAGGUGCUGUAGGUGUUGGCGUUAUUCAGAGGACACUGCAAACGGAGAUCCGCCUUACGCAGUCUCUCUUCCCAUCUAUUUUAUUGACGGAUCUAUUUUUCAUUCAAGUCUACCAAAAAAUAGGUCAUACAGUGAACACUUUUUGUGGUACGACUGUUUUAUCAUACAACAGAACACGUAGCAAUUGUUAACCAGUGGAAUACUUAUUCAGUAACAUCAUUAACUGAAUUAAUGUCGUUGUGCCUGAUUCUUUAAACGCAUGUCGGCACUAACGGACUAUGUAUUCCAUUUGCAAGGAAACUAAAACAAAAGGGAUUCACAGAGGGAUUGCUAGUUGAAAAUGAGUCACAUUUGGAUGUAUUCGUGAUUUAGGACCAAAAUCCAUGAUCAUAAAGCAUGGCGUUGGUAUUCAGUGUUGCUAUUAAGUGUACAUAACUAGUGUGUGACUUGGAUAAUUAGAUCCAUUUUAUUUAUUAGUUUGUUGUGUGCAAUUUUAGUUCCUUUUGAGUGUUAAUUGAGUGAAGAUGAGUAAAAACCAUUCUUCUAUUGCUAUUAAUGGGGAUUUAUCUCAUAAACAGAUUGAAAAUGCAGAAGAUACGACAGUUCAGGGGUCUGUCAAACCAUCGUAUUCCAUAGGUCGACAGAGACGAUUACAUACAGGAAUGGGCCAGAAAAUCACUCAUAAGUCUGAUAAAGGAGAUUCUCAGUCUUAUUCUGCUGAUCCAAGUCCUGUUUUAAGAACAAACAAUCGUAAUAAAAUACGUGAUCGUAGAAAGUGUAUUUCGGAGGAUAUUACAGGAAAAGUGGAAUCGUCGUAUGAGAAAAGUGGAAAAUCUUCAUGUUUUCCAGGACGUUUCCAUACAAAAGACAGUGGUAUCAUGUUGAAACGAGAUAGGUCAUCAAGCAUAAAAUCUGAUUCAUCUGAUGUGGAACAUGCAGGGAAAAGUUCGCCGAACAUGGAUAAUAGAUCGAGGACAAGUGACACCAGUAAUAACUCGGAUGAUUCUGUAACUAAGUCUUCAUUUCAAAUAAAGAAAGUUGAGGAAAACGAAGAUAUAGUUAAGAAGGAGCGAAAAAUUAGCGCCUAUUCUGGGCGGAAAUUAAAGCAACCAGCAAAGAGGAGGUCAUUUGAAGUAUGUACUGUGAAAAGUAGUAGUCCAAAACCUGUUAUCGAAGGUUCCACUACUGAUUUGGAUAUAAAUGACACGGACAAACCUGCAAUAUAUUCUGAAGAUAUCUCUUCUCAAAGUACUGCAGAUAGUGCUAUUAGUCUCGGUGUCCUUAGUAGUACAUCUAUUAAAGAGUUAGAAUCUGGUGAGUCACACAGAGAUUCUCUAUUAGAUGCAGGAAUAUCCGAAAAGGUGGAGAAGAAAGUUGAUGGUGAGGUUGCCAAAAAGGAAGAUGAAGGUGACGAAAAAGCUGAGAAAGCUGUAGCAACUUCACCAGAUGGACGUUUUAUGAAAUUUGAUGUGGAAAUUGGAAGAGGCUCUUUCAAAACUGUGUAUAAAGGAUUAGAUACCGAAACAGGAGUAGCAGUAGCAUGGUGUGAAUUACAGGAUAAGAAAUGGAACAAAACUGAGAGACAAAGAUUUAGAGAAGAAGCAGAAAUGUUGAAAGAACUGCAACACCCUAAUAUUGUCAGAUUCUAUGACUCAUGGGAAGAGCCAAAUCCAAGAAACAGGAAAGUCAUUGUGCUUGUUACUGAGCUCAUGACUUCUGGUACAUUAAAAACGUACAUCAAAAGGCUGAAAAAGAUUUACCCCAAGGUACUGAAGAACUGGUGUAAACAGAUAUUGAAGGGCCUUUAUUAUCUACACAUGAGGACGCCGCCAGUUAUUCAUAGAGAUCUCAAGUGUGACAACAUCUUCAUCACUGGUACAACAGGCUCUGUCAAGAUUGGUGACUUGGGAUUGGCAACGUUGAAGAACAAAUCUUUUGCUAAAAGUGUGAUAGGUACGCCAGAAUUUAUGGCUCCUGAAAUGUAUGAAGAACACUAUGAUGAAUCGGUGGAUGUUUACGCUUUUGGGAUGUGCAUGUUGGAAAUGGCAACGUCCGAGUACCCCUACAAGGAAUGCUCUAAUGCGGCGCAGAUCUAUCGACGUGUGACAAGUGGAGUGCGACCAGAAGCAUUUUCCAAAGUGGAUGGAGCUGAAAUCAAGGAAAUCAUAGAUGCUUGUAUCAGAUCAAAAAUAGAAGACAGGUACACUGUGAAAGAUUUGCUGCAACACAACUUCUUCCUAGAAGACAAUGGACUCAAAGUUGAGGUGGUGACGAGAGAAGAAGAAGAAAUUGACUUAUCAUCUGUUCAGCUGCGGCUUCGUGUUGUGGACCCUAAGAAGCGUAAAGAUAGACACAAGGAAAAUGAGGCCAUUCAGUUUGACUUUGACAUUGAAACUGAUGUGCCAGAAGAAGUUGCUCAAGAAAUGGUCAAAUCAGGCUUUCUUCAAGAGGAAGACGUUAAAAUUGUAAGCAAGCAGAUUCGUGACAGGAUAAGUGUGGUUAGGAGAGAUAUAGGUCGCAAAGCUGCAGAGGCUCAAAGUAAAAGUGAGCAACAUGGAGGAUCACAGCUGCAACUUCAUUCCUCGCAACAGCCAAUCUCCCACAGCACUAGCACCACAGACGUGUCAAUGGCAGACAGUCAGGCGCCAUCACAAACACAACUACAGCAACCGUCGCACUCACAGCAACCCAGUGUGUCCCAGAGUCAGGUUGUCCAGUCUCAAUCUGCUGUCUCCCAGUCAUUGUCUCAACACCAGUCGCUCACACAGCAAGUCUACACUUCCAGUGAAGAGGCACUAGCCACGGGGAGUCCUGAUGGAGAAACAAAGAUUCCAGCUCACCAUCCUCAGUCUGUUCCACAACAGCAGACUGCCAAGCCAUUACAAGAAAAGACUGAGGGGGAACCUGUCCAAGAUGGCCAGAGUAUACAGGUUCCUGGUCAUUCAACGUUAUCCCCGGGUCCCAUAGAGGCAAUGUCGCCCAUGAAACCCAUAGGAACACAACAAAAUAAUGCUGCAGGGGCUACAAGUCGAAUUCAGAUGAAGGCGGCAAACCUGGAACAACUGAACAUAUCUGCUGCUCAGCAACAUCAGCAGCAAACAGGAUCAACCAAGCCUGUUCAGUCGAGCAGUGUGGUAGGCACGCCCUCAUCCACUAUCACCAACAGUCUGUCGUCAGGAAACCUUAACGACGAACACAGAGAGAGUGAGAAUGAAAUGACUGGUAAAGGGGAAGAUAGAAAAAGACGAACUCGUCCAAAACGACGAAAGACAUUGGAAAGGGCCCCGAGACUUACAAUUCUCAGUUAUGAAGCAGAUGACGAGGAAGUGGAAUGCCGCUUGGAUUUGUCAAACAGAAACACUGUCACCUUCAAGUUUGCGUUAGAAAAUGACAAGCCAAAUGAGAUUGCUGAAAGUUUGGUACAAGAAGACAUCCUACCUGAGGUACAGUCCAUCAUGAUCAUAAAACUUCUCCAAGAAGUGAUUAAGAUGGUGACCGAAGACCCUGCCAAGGCUGUAAAUGUCUGUCUUAGCUACGUCAGCACCCCGUCAUCUAGUCCUAGCUCAAUCCGAAAGGCCAGGCCUCUCACCGAUUCAGAUGCUGCGAAGAAACUGUUUGAUGGUGAUCUGGAGCAGACGUCGGAUGAUGGUCGAUCAGAGGUUGGAGUUCAUGUGAUAACGGAGAGGAAACAGGACGAGGCAACCGGAACUGAGGAGUCACGAGUGGUGGAGAGUAAAAAUAGAAGCUUCAUUGUGAGCAGAGUUCCAGAAAAGACUGUGUUAGAUUCCAAAAUUUCUGAGGAUGAUGGAGGAGAAUGGGACAAUUAUGUGUCGCCGGAAAAUACACAGAAGUCUUUGCCAUCAUCCAGUACUACAACAGUGAACCAUUAUCCUGUCGAGGGUGAUGGCUCAGCACUUUCAGAUUCAGAAAAGUCAUUAAAGGGAUCAUCAAAGGUUCCUGUGGACAUAAGUGAUUUGAAUGAAAAACUUAACCAACUUACACAGAAAUCAGCCCCAGGUCAAGGUGUAGGUUCUCUUCAGUUACCGGAGGGGACUCCAUUCCCGACACCAACAACAGGAAGCGGGGCCGCUCCAACCCCUGUCGGUGACACACACGGUAGUAUGGUGGACCUCCAAAACCAGGGGAAACCGCAACAGUCGGAUCAACAACCUAAAUCUGUUCAAACUUCACAGGCACAGCUACCACAACAAAUUCCACAGAGUGUGUCGGGGGCAACAGUGCAAUCACAGCCUCAGCCUUCUAUAGAUGCGACAGGUCUGUCUGGAUUUCAGCAGCAAUUCCAAGGGCAGGGCCAGCCUUCCCAGGGUGUCUCUCAAGCAGUGCCACAACAGUUUAUGGCCCAGGGUCAGAAUCUGGACUCCAGUGUUGGUAAUAUACCACAGCAGCAACAGAUGUUUGCACAGUACCCAGGGAUGAUGAUGCCCGCUCCACCACUGUAUUCCGCAGAUCCAUACAUGUUGCAGAUGCAGUUCUAUAAUCAACAGGUUUUACAGCAAAUGGCCUGGAGACAAAUGCAACAACAACAACAACAAACGCAAGUGCAGCAGCCUAAUGCGCAGUCGAUGAAUCAGUUUGGACCACAGAUGUUUAUGCCCCCGGUUUUUAUGCCACCAGGGCAGAUGGGAUUUUAUCCUCAGAUGCAGACGACGCCAGCUCAACAAGCACCUGGUCAACAGCAGCCAUUGCCUCCACUUCAGACUGAUGGUGGUGCACCUAUGGGUGAUUCUAAGCCAACGUCACCGUCACAAAGUAGGAAAAGGCUUGACCAGGUCGAAGGAGCAGAUCUCCCCUCUCCAAUGCCAAAGAAAGGGGAGUACAGCAUUAAGAGUCUGGAGGAAGGGUUGAAAAAGAUACACGGCAGAAGUAAGGAGAAGGAUUCACUUGGUGCUAAUGGGCAAGAUGGCCAGAAACAGGGACUAGAUGUUGGAACUGAUACUUCUCAUUCUCAGAUAGACCAGCUGUCAGAUGAUGGUAGUGUAGGUGAUGUUAAGGAGGACGGAGAUCCAGGCUUGGUGUCUAAACACACUGAACCUGUUAAAUCAUCGAGGUUUAGUGUUAGUAAAGUGAAUGAGGAUUCAUUAACUAAGCAGGACCUGGAUGUUCCUGAUGGUGCAGACACAACGAAACCUGAACAAAGCGAUGAUGUGGAAGUGAAAGCAACAUUAGAAAACAUACUGAAAAACGUUGCAAAUGAUGAUGUGAGAAUGAGAUCUAGUUCAACAGACACUCCAAAAAGUCACAGGAGAAGUCGUUUUCUCGUAACUAAAGUUUCAGAGGAAAAGAAGAGAGAAGCAUCAUCACAGUCAUUGACUGAGGUGGUGGGUGAUACUGAGGCUGAUGGUGGUGGGGCUUCUAGUAUUAAAGGUCCUUCUGGUUCUAGCCAACUUAAUAUCUCUGACCUAGUAAGUAAUCAGAAAAAAUGCAUGAAAUAUUUUGUUGGGGAUGGUGGUAUGGUGUCUACUUUUCCUGCAUGUGUUAAUGUUAGGCAAUAUUCAAAACAGCAUUAUCCUUUACGACGUCGAAUCAAAUCAACAGGCAGUUUUGAUCUGUCAUAUAUUAACUGCCCUGAGUGUGGUAAUGCCAGCGAUCCUGCUUUUGGUCACCACGAGCAUAAGGAGGCGAAAGAUGCCAAGUUACCCAGGCAGAAGCUGGAAUUGGACGUUCCCCUUUCAGAGGAUAAUUCUAGUCGUGGGAUGGGUCCCAAAUUAGAGAGUGUAGAUAGUGGUAUUCAAACCUCACCAGCGUUGCUCAAUGUGUUGCCACGGUUAUCGUCGAGCAAAUUCAAGGAGCAGGAUGGGGACCAGAAAGGCAUGUCCGCCACUGGAGACUUUAAAGAAGACACUGAGGAAGAUGCCACAGAAAAAGAGUUCUUGGAAGAUGUAGUUGAAGAUUCUACGGAUGAAAAGACACCAAUUCAGACAGAGACAACACAGAAGCAAUUAAAAGAUGAUUCCUAUCAACAUUUAGUCAAAGAUCCGGAGUAUAAUACCAUGAUGUUGAGGCAACGAGAAGAAAUGACUGAACUUCAAGAUAGGAUGACACAACUUAAUAAAAGGCAUGACGAUGAACUGAAAGAUUUCAUGAAAGCUAAAGGAUAUAAGUUUAAAUUUAUGAUUCCUCCGCCUCCGCCUCCACCACCCCCGCCUCUGCCAGGCAUGGGCCGAUGUGGUAAUGGAAACAUGCUUAGUCCCUUAAAUUUUGCUACGCUUCCAAAUCCUCUUGCAACUCAGCUGGUGACGACAUGUUCCUCUGUGUCUUCUUCAGGAGGUGUACCCUCGUCUUCAAAAUUCUCAAUGAGUGCUCAGAAAUCAAAACCAAAGGUGGCGGUGGAUGAUCCAAAAUCUUCCAAGGAUAGUCAAAAUGUGCAAUCUGAUAACAAACAGCCGGUGGCUUGUAGUGACAAAUCUUUAGGUGAUGACACCAGUAAGUCGCAACAGUUAUCUUCAAAUUCUUCUACACAACAAGUAGAUGCAGACUGUCUCGUCAAUAGAACAGAUUCGUUAGAGAGUGGGGAAAGUUCGGACCAAAAACUAGAUGGUUCUGACGGCGUUAAAAACACUGUGUUUAGUUCGGAAGAAGGAGAAGAAUGUGACACAAAACUGAAUUCCAGUACUUCUGUGAGUAGGAAAACGAGUACAGACAUGUCUUCAUAUCCUGGAGGCACCUUUGGGGGCAGUUUACAGCCAAAGCAACAAAACUUUUCACAGCUGUCUGCACACCAACUACAAUUUCUGUAUCAGCAACAACAACAACAACAACACCAGCAACAACAACAACAACAGUACCAGCAACAGCCGUUCUUUUAUAGCCCAAGCUUUCAGUUUUCAGGAGGAGGCCAGAUACUUCCUACUUCUGUCCAAACGCAAGUGCCUAGCAAUUUUCCUCAAGGGAGUUCGCUAUACCUGCCCUCCUCAAGCUUUAUGCCAAUGGGAUUUAAUCAACUACAGAGCAAUCCUUACAGUCAGUACCCCCCUCUCCUACCCAACAUGAACUACACCACAACACAGAGCGCCACAACCCAGUCUGUGCCUGCACAGGCCAAGGACUCCACCAGUUAACUCAUUCUUUGCCAAAGGUCUUUCAUAUGUUAGUGUUUUAUGCACCUAGCUACAAUAUCAGAUAACUUACAUUCAUUCAAAACAGACUUGACAAAAUAAUGAAAUUAUUGACGUUAGUCUGUCUCUGGUGAAAAGGGAACAAAAUGGCUCUUCAAGGGCCAUGUAACAAAAAAGUAUUAUUAUGACUAUAUUUGUAUUUUGCAUAUAUGUAUAUCCAACCAGGAAAUCGUAUAUAAUCAAACCAUUAUGUCACUUAUCUACCUGAUGCAGGGUGUAUUGUUUUCUUAAGUGGUUGAAUGCGAGUAUGUUUAAUGAUUUUCCGAUGUAUCAGUUAACGUUUCAUUGGGUUUUUAUUAUUCGUUAUGGGUAAAAUGAAACAAAAAUGACAAUCUGAAUGUUAUUUAAAAUGUUUAAUGGGGAUAUUGGAUUUGUCUGAGUACAUACAACACAAGAGUUUUUGACUUGAAAAGGUGGAGAAGGAAUUUUUAAGAUGAGAUGCAUUAAAAGAACUUCCAUUAAGGAUAUAUUGUGCAUUUUCAUCUUGGUAACUUUUUUGGGUCUAGAUUAAAUUGCUACAGAAGAAAAGUAUGGCGUGUAGAUAUUUUGAAUUUGAUUAGUAUUAAUUGAUAAGGGAAAUAGAAAUCCAGAGCAUGACGCCAGUGUUUGAUAUUUAAUGGUAAACAGUCUAAAUGUAGUGUGGUUCCUUAUUACAGGGGAAUCCAUCAAUUAAAAGGAUCUUUUGUUUGACAAAUAUAUAUUAGGAUAUUGCACACUGUUUCUGCAGAAUUCAAAACAAAGCUUUAACUUGUGAAAAAACACAUCAAAAUGCUUAAUACGAUAACUAGCAUAACUUUCUGUGAUAAUGUCUACGUGCCAUGCAUUGCGAUAAGAGAAAAGUUUGAAAAAGGCACUGAUCAAUGUAAAUAAGAGUUUUUCCCUUUUAUUCGGCAUUCUUUAAAGUGAUCAUUCAAAUGCCUAAGAAUAUUCGGUUUGAAACAGUCUUGCCUAAGAAUAUACGGUUUGAAACAGUCUUGUGAUUAUUAAAAUAAGUUGUCAUAUUUUUGUCAUACCCUUUAAUUUCUUUUCCACAUCUGUGUAACAGAAGAUUUCUAUAGGAUGAUUUGUUUGAAUCUUAAACAAGUUCUGUAUAAGGUAUUAUCUGAUUCUCUUACAUGUGUUUUGUCCACUAAUCAUUCCUGAAAUCUGAAAACGAAGCACAAUAUUUACAUGAAACUUUGAUUGAUCAAUUCAUUAUGCACUGGGAUAUCACCUAAUUAUAAAGCAAGCUUGCAUUGACACCUAUUAAUUGCUAUAAAGGAGAAAUGUUCACCAACACUAUUUUUAGACUCCAGUGCUGUACAUAAUGUGCAUGCUACUUGCAUUUUUUUUUGACUGCAGAAUUUAACAUUAGCCAUCAAGUCAUCCAAUGAUAUCUUGCAAAUAAUAAUAAAAAAUAAUGAUAACGAUGAAAAUCAUUGUAUGUUGUUAAUUGUUUGAUGAAAAAUGCAAAGUGCGUGCUUGUGUCCAAUAUGACUGGUAGUUUGGAAAGAUAACUUUGAUUAGUGGUGAUACGAUUCGUGAUAUACUUUAAUAACAUUGCCAAGGUGGUUGACUGAAAUUGUUCAGUAUUAUUAGAUAAUGUAAUUUGUCAAAAUUUAUUUUAUAUAUAUGCAUUUGAAUUCUGCAUUUUUUGUGUAAUUCACAAAAUACAUUAAUGUUUCUGUAACUUAAGUACUUUCAUUUUUAACACUUGAUAAAAGUACUUGAGGUCGUUUCUGGUACCCGAUGUUUGAAUUACACUUCCCUAAAUUAAAAUGGUUAGAUGUUGUUAAAGCAAGGAUAUCUGUGUAUUAUUAUGAAAUGUAACAUUGGCUCCCGAGUCAACUUUCAUUUACUCAUUUCGUUACUGUUAUAUACAUAUUGUUAACUUUGUCAAAAACAUCCCGGUAAUAUAAUGGGUUAAGUGGAGUAAUUGAAUUGUUGCUAGUCCAAAUUGUUAUAUCUAGAUCUUUUCCCUUGAUCACAUCAAUACAGGUGUCUUAAAUAAUGAGGAGAAACUUGUAACCCUGGCAAAAAUCUCCUGUGAGUUUGAAUUUCAAAACGGGUGUUCGUUUAUGAUUUGCUAGUUUCAAGUCUCUCAACAGUUUUCGUUCAUAAUGAUUAAGAAGUUUCCUUUCGUCAUCUGAUAGAAUGAUUUCAUUUCAAUAUUCCAGCAGAACUUCAUGAUUACAAAAACGUGAUACCUGUGGAGCAUUUUAUCUCGUCACCUUUCGCUCCUGUCUCUGUUAAUUAUUAACUGUGGUAUCUUCUGUUAAAUGUGUUUUCAUGGUUCAGUGACUUUGACAUGCAUAGUUCAACUGUAAUAAAAUGUUCAGCAAUGUUCAGUUUGAUGCAUACGAUCAAGGUGUCAGUGUUUUGUAUCAAAACAAAUUUUGAGAUAUAUAGUUGAUAUGGUGUAGUUGAUCACUUGUUGAAGAAAUCAAGCCGUAUUUAAGAUUAUAUGGUUUAAUAUAACACAAUUUUUUUAUUUGUUUUCGCAAAUGAUCUGUUCAAUAUAUAGAAUACAGUACAUGAUCAUGGGUUUUCAAUACACUUUAUAUUUAUAUAUUCCAAUUGUUUGAAUUGACCUACAAAAACAACACAAAUAUGCUGUGCAUUACUAAUUAUUUACGGCAGAAAAAAUUACAACGAGCAGAUUUUUCGAUGUCAAAUUUGAAUAUGAUUUUUUUUUUCUUAAUUCAAAAUUAUGAUACUGGAAUGAAUAAAGAAUAAUAGGAGCUAUAGUGUUGAGACAAUUAAAUACUAUUUUAUUGAUCAAUAUUAGAAUAAACAACUGGAACAAAAUUUCAUCAAGCAUGUGUACCUGGCAUAUCAUCGGUGUUAGCAAUAUUAUGGGGUCAAUAUUGAAUGUCUGGUUUGAUGAAUAUACAAGAUUUAUCCUAUCUUUACUGUAUGUUCUUAUCUUUGCCAGAAGGUGUUUUUCUACAUUGACAAGAAGGAAAUUCAAUGAUUUGAAGAAGUUUCUGUGUUAAAUAGCCUUUUUACUAGUGAAUUAUUUCCCUGUUACACUCUAUUUAGAUUCAACCAUUUGCUCAAAUCUUCAAUACUCUUGUAUAAUUAUCUUGACACAUUCAGUUAGUGAUAAAUUAUGUACAACUUGUAUAAUACCAAACUUUCUGGCAAUAUUUGAAUGUUUUGUUUUGGCAGAAAUAGAUUGUGCAGAUCUCUAAGAUCUGCUUGCGUGGCUGGUUUUGUCUAGAAAUGAAUCAAAUUUGCUAUUUUUGCUAUGUUUUUUUCUGGUCUUACUGAUUUCUAGGAAGAAACAGCUUUAUUAUUAUGACAGAUUAAUUUCAAUCAUUUGGGAAUGGAAAAAUGCACGCUUGUUAAUAGUAACUUCCACCAAUUUUUAGAAAUAAUUUUGGUUUGAAAUUUUAUAUAACGUAUGUCUGCUUUCAAAUAUCCAUUCAUAUUUGGUCUUUGGGUCAAUUUUAACUUGAAUUUAUGUGAAUUUAUCUUUAAAGAUUACAAUAGGCCUGAUAGUUUUCUGGUGUAGGAUUUAAUAGUAUUCUAAGUUCAAGGUCACUCCAAGGUCAUCUUUUAGAGUAAAUGUAGUGGACGGGAAGAAAUUAUUGGCAGACAAUUAAGAAGAAAGACUAUUGGAAUUCAACUAGGAUAUACAUUAUAUAUAUGAAGCUUCUAAAAUAUGUGAAACAAUCAUUUCAAAUAGACAAAUAAUUAAUAAUAAAGAUUACUUUAGAAGAUUUAUCUUUUAACAAAUUGAAAUAUUUUUCAUUUUCUUAAAUGAAGAACUAGUCCAAUUGAUCAUAUUUCAAUUCGGUGAUCUUUUACUGACACCUUUCUCAGCGAUAUGAUGGCACAAAAAGUGCAAAAAAAAUGUGCAAUUUAUGAAACUUGCAAAUAUUGUAUAAUAUAAAUUACUAGUAAAGAGAUUUGAUGUUGCCCUAGGGAGAAACACGUUUGUCCUGGAGUUUGUAUAUGUAUUUGUGGUAGAGGAUAACAUCUCUACAUGUGAUAAUUAAUAAAAUGCUGGAGAUUGUAAAGUUUUGUUGCUAUGUUAUAUUUUUUGAAUCUUUCAUGAACAAUGCAAAGGGAAGCUUUUUUGCAGUAAAGAGUGCCAGAAACUUUGA